UUCUCUCUCGGCACACUGUAGCGUGUUGGCUAUCAUGCACCUUGGCUGGAAAUGGGUGGGAGUGGACAACCGCGUAAGACUGCGACAAAGGUACUUUUCUCGGAGCUCAGAGAUGAAAGGAUUGUGGGCACAAGUAACCCAAAAUCACCUCAGAUAGCAGUGAAUCGAGACAAGGGAAAGAGUGUAACUCCUCCAAGUCGAAUUGAGGAGCUGCAACCCUAUUCAAUUGGGGCUGGAACUACGAAGAGGAACCAAAGCCUAGUUACAGAGGAGCUCGAUUUGACGAAGAAUAAAGCAGAUUUAGUUGCGAACCAUAGUAACAACAAGCAAAAUUAACCUAGCAGUAAUUCAGCUGUAGUAAAGAAGGGAAACAUGGUAACAAGUGAUGCCAAUACUAAUAGGCCACAGGAAUCGCUGCAACAAGUGAAUCAAAACACAAUUGUAAAUGAGAGCAAGCAUGAGCCUAAUCCUAAGAAGAUUGAGACCCAGAUGGAGGUACCGGCUAAGAACGACAUAAAAUGGGAAAACCUAUUCAUUGGGAUCAGAUGAGCAGCAUGGGGCAUGAGUCUCUCGUACAUUGCCCCGAUGAUCAAGGAGGGUGAGAAAAUUGCCCAAUUGCACCAGACAGAAUUGGACAAGGGAACUGAAAAAUGGAAGAAAGCUAUUAUUUUGUAUGUAGUGGGUGCUGCCCCUUCCAUUGGCGCCAUGGAACGAUUCAUAGGUACUCAAUGGAAUUUCACUCCUAAGCCUAAAAUCUAUUUACAUAAUGGUGGAUAUUUUGUUGUAAGGUUCAAUAGUAUAGGAGAUAGAGAUGAAGUUCUAUUUUGAGGCCCCCACACAAUCAGCAAUAAACCAAUAAUUAUCAAGGCAUGGGAAACAUAUUUUAAUUUCAAUGAGGAAGUGCUGAAAAUGAUACCAUUAUGGGUGAAAUUUCCAAACCUUCCUCUGAAUUGUUGGGAAAUGGAGAUACUCAGCAGGAUCGGUAGUGUGCUCGGGAACCCAAUAUAUUCGGAUGAAUGUACGACAAGGGUGGAUAAAAUCUCAUUUGCUAGAGUCCUAAAUGAAAUGGAUAUAACAGUACCCUUGCCUCUAGUAAUAAAAGUGCAAGAUACAGCAAUGAGGAAUUUUGAACAAGAGGUUUGGUAUGACUGGGUGCCGGAGUACUGUGAAGAAUGCCUACAACUUGGACAUGAUUAUGCACUAAGAUAUGAGAAAACUGUUCAUGAGCCUAAGGCCAAGCAGAAAACACAAAAAGUACCUGAGCCAGAGGAUAAGCAGCACGCACAACAUGUGAAAAAGAUUCCAAAUAAAUAUCCGGUGAUGGAAUGGAAGGCAAAGCCAGACAAUGCACUUAUUAUACUAGAGGAUAAAGGGGAAAAACAGCAGGACGGUGUAAAAAAAAGGAGAUUCAAUUUCUACGAGCUCAGUGCAAACAUCACAACUACAAGGGGAUACAUGGCAUAAGGUGAAAGAGAGGCCAAGGAGGUGACAGUGAGUGAAAUGGGUAGUUGGCAAGUGCAAAAGGGAAUUCCAUUAACUAUAUUGUCUACUCAAUGAAGUUCAUUACUUGGAAUGUAAGGGGGCUGAAUAAAGUGUAUAAACAAAAAGAACUUAAGUCCUUUAUUAUAGAAAAUAAAGUUAGUAUCAUAGCUAUUCUGGAGAACAGGGUAAAUGAAACAAAGCAAGUGGUAUAAUUGGGAAAAUUGCAAGAGGGUGGGACUGCGAAGCCAAUUAUAAGUAUAGCAGUAGGGGUAGGAUCUGGGUCCUAUGGGAUGCAAAUAAAGUAGAAUAUGAGCUGAUUUGCAUGACAAAUCAAACAAUACACGGAUCGGUGAAAAGUUCAUCUAUGCCUGUAGAAUUUUUCUUUACUGCUACCUAUGGUUUACAUACUGUAGAGGAUAGGAGAAGCUUAUGGACACACCUUAGAGACUUAAGGAAUGGAAUGCAAAGGCGAUGGCUCAUUAUGGGAGAUUUCAACAUAGUUCUAAAUCCCGAAGACAGAAUUACUGGUAAUCCAGUGCUAGAAUCAGAAACUACUUAUUUUAAUGAUUUCAUUGUGGAUUCAGGAAUGUGUGAGCUAAGAACAAUUGGCCGAGACUUCACUUGGACAAACAGUCAUAUCUUCGGCAGAAUAGAUAGAGCUCUAGUUAAUACAGAAUGGAUGACUAGUCUACCUCAAGUAGAUGUAGAGAUUAUGGUUACUAAAUUUUCUGACUAUUCACCUCUUUGUAUCAACGUUACUGAAACUCUAAGUAGCAGACCUAGGCCAUUCAAAUUCCUGAACCAUUUGGCAGAACAUCGAUAUUCUUUAACUAAUGUUGAGAGAGGAUGGAGACAAACUGUGGCUGCAACCUAUAUGAAGAGGGUGUGGUUGAAGUUGAAGAAGGUCAAGGAAGAAAUGAAGGCAUUGAACUCUGAGGAAUUCUCCAAAGUUAAAGGCAGGAUCCUGGAUGCUAGAACAAAGUUGGCAGAGCUACAAGAACAUAUGAGGGAUCAUACACAUGAUGUCAGCCUAUUUGAAACAGAAAGGAAUUUGAAGAAGGAGAUAGAGAAAUGGUCAAUGGUUGAGGAAAGCAUUUAUAGACAAAAAUUUAGAAUUCAGUGGCUGCAGAUAGGAGAGUCAAAUACAACAUUUUUCUUUGCAAAUAUGAAGAAUAGAACUGCUCACAACCAUAUUAACAAACUGCAAACGUCGACUGGGAAUUGGAUCCAAACCGAAGCUGAGAUUACUUAGGAGAUUGUAGGGUUUUAUAGAAGGCUAUUAGGAACGGCAUCCCGCAGUUGCCUGCAGUUAAUCCUAGAUUAUUUGAAAAGUGGCAUUUGCUUAAUAGAAGCCAAAGGUUACAAUUGAUAGCACAUGUAACACGUGCGGAUGUCAAAUUAGCUUUACAGGGAAUUGAUGAUAUGAAAGCACCAGGUGGAGACAGAUUUAAUGCUUAUUUCUUCAAAAGAGCAUGGCCACUGGUAGGUGAGGAAAUUUCCGCUAUUGUACUACAUGUUUUUGAUUCUAAUACAAUAUAUAAACCAAUUAAUAGUACUUCAGUAACCUUUAUCACUAAAGUGAAGAACCCCUUAUUAGUUAAAGAGUUUAGACCUAUACCAUGUUAUACUGUAUUGUACAAACUGAUUUCCAAGAUCUUAACUACAAGGUUACAAGCUGUGAUGGAUAUUCUGAUAGAUGCUAGCCAAUCUGCUUUUGUUCCUAAGAGAGUUAUUAGCGACAACAUAAUCCUUAGCCAUGAGUUGGUCAAAGAGUCUGGAAGGAAAGUGAUAUCUCCUAGAUGUAUCAUAAAAUUAGACAUGUAAAAGACAUAUGAUUCACUAGAAUGGCCAUUUAUUGAGCAGGUGUUGACAUAUAUGAACUUCCCAGUCAAGUUCAUACAGUGGAUCAUGGAGUGCAUAAAGUCUGUUUCCUAUUCUAUUGGUAUUAAUGUGUGGUCUACUCCAUUUGCAACUAAGAGAUGAUUGAGGCAGGGGGAUCAUAUGUCCAUGUUCCUGUUUGUACUUGCUAUGGAGUAUUUCUCCAGAAUGAUGAAAAGGCUAAACGAUCAACCAGACUUUAAUUACCACCCAAUAUGCUCUAAAUUACAUUUGGUCCAACUGAGGUUUGGAGAUGAUUUAUUGUUGUUUUGUAGGGGCGAUGUGAUUUCUAUCUAACUGCUCUAUGAUUGCUUUCAAGAGAUCUCUAGAGCUUCAAGCCUAGUAGCAAAGAAAGAAAAAAAGCUCUAUCUACUUUGGAGGGGUAAGUAUGGACAUACAGAUAACUAUAAUAUGCUCAAAUCCUCUAAAGGUGAAGUGCCAUUUAGAUAUUUAGAAGUACCUCUAAGCACUAAAAGAUUAUCAGUCAUCCAAUGUCAACCUCUACUUGAAAAGAUGCUGGGAAGGAUUACAAGUUGGACUACUAAGUUUUUAUCUUAUGCCGGAAGGGUCCAAUUGAUCAAGAAUGUACUAUUUUCCAUCCAAAGUUUUUAGUCACAAAAUUUUGUAUUUCCUACCAAAGUGAUCAAACUAAUAGAAGCAACUUGUAGGAAGUUCCUAUGGACUGGGGGUGUGGAGCUAACAAAGAAAUCCUUACUUGCUUGGGAUGAAAUAUGCUAUCCAAAAGUAGCCGGUUGCUUAAAUAUGUUGGAUGUUACUAUAUGGAAUAAAGCAGCUAUAAGUAAACUGCUAUGGAAUCUAUGUUGCAAAAAAGACAAAAUGUGGGUGAGAUGGGUACAUAGUUAUUAUAUCAAAAGGAAUCAGAUUUGGCAAUCCAUACCUAAGCAGGCAUCGUAGGUGGUACAGAAGAUAAUAAAAAUGAAGACUUAUGUUCAGCAAGUUGGUGUGAGAGGGAGUGACUUAAGGAACAUGACAUCCUUCUCAAUUAAGAAGAUGUACGCACUGAUGAGAGGUGAUUUCCCAAAAGUGCAAUGGAAGAAGCUAGUUUGUAAUAACUUCGGAUCUCUUAAAUGGAUAUUCAUCCUGAGAUUGGCAGCUCAUGGUAGAUUGGCAACAAGAGAUAGGUUGAUGGAUUGAGGGAUAAUUGGUAAUCAGGAAUGUUCGCCAUGUGCUUCCCAGCCAGAAA
This is a messenger RNA of Nicotiana tabacum (common tobacco), 4564 nucleotides long. The record is from RefSeq and is a predicted model, not a curated record. Lineage: Eukaryota; Viridiplantae; Streptophyta; Magnoliopsida; Solanales; Solanaceae.